Molecule: messenger RNA, 873 nt
Organism: Saccoglossus kowalevskii
Lineage: Eukaryota; Metazoa; Hemichordata; Enteropneusta; Harrimaniidae
Product: macrophage mannose receptor 1-like
Source: RefSeq, a predicted model, not a curated record
AUGAUUGGCGAAGAACCAAUCAGAAGACUGGUUACGAACCAGUUGAGCAAGGCUAACCUCGAUGUGGUUGGUAACCAGUCUUAUGAUUGGUUGUUGACAAAUGCUGAACAGGCCACGCCUCCAAACUGUGCCGUGCGAUCGGGCAAACCGUUAAGUAUUCUCUUUGUGAUAUCCAGAGCUGUUGAAAGUGAUUCUCAUCAAGAAGUUAAUUCACUGUUGACGGAAGAGACUUGUUAUGAUAAUUGGAUAGAAUAUGGAGAUUAUUGCUUUAAAGCCUACUCACGAGUAUAUGAAGAGAAACUUAACUGGUAUGGUGCAAGAUCAUUUUGUCGUGGCAUGGGUGCUGACUUAGCCAGUUUUCACAGUCAGGCAGAAGAACAGCAAGUUAUUCAGCAGACAAAUAAGUAUUAUGAGACAUAUUGGUAUGGUUUAAAUGAUAUAGACCAAGAAGGAACUUAUCAAUGGAGUGAUGGUUCAACAGUAACAUACACUAAUUGGGUAUAUGGUUCACCACCUUAUGAUUAUGAUGGUACCAGUGAUUGUGUUAGCUACUAUUGGCAAACAUACAACUCUUACUACAAUGGCUGGGACACUCAGAAUUGUGACCUUGCAAAAAACUCUUGGGUGUGUAAGGUUGCAAAAGGUGUUGAAUUAACAACGCCAACUCCACCUCCUCCACCAAAUUACUGCCAUGAAGACAACACAGGUACAGAUUGGUUAGAAUAUAACGGCAUGUGUUACUACUACAGUGAUCUAUCUGGUACUGAUGAAUCGAGUUGGACUGAAGCACGAGAGUUCUGUAAUUCUCAAGGUGGUGAGCUGGCAUCAAUACACAGUGAUAAUGAAACCGACUGGAUGUCUGCACAGGUAUAA